AUGAAGGGGGCGCCAGAGAGGAUCCUGGACAGAUGCUCCUCCAUCAUGCUGCAGGGACAGGAGGUUCCUCUGGACGACGCCUGGAGGGACUCGUUCCAAGACGCCUACAUGGAGCUGGGAGGUCUGGGGGAGCGCGUCCUCGCGGUCCUGUUCCCGGACUGGGCCUACAGACCCUGGUGGUCUUCCAGCUCACGGCAGGUGCAGCUGUGGCACUUCCUGCUGGAGCUGCUGGGGGCGGGAGAGGGCGGAGCUAUUGGCUGGAGCGACCAAUGGGGAGAGUUUGUGAUCCGAGACCCAGAACGAUUGGCUCAGCUGUGGGGUGAGAGGAAGGGGAAGCCACACAUGAACUACGACAAGCUCAGCCGGGCCCUCAGGUACCAGCCGGAGCCUCAGGUACUAGCCGGACCCUCAGGUACUAGCCGGGCCCUCAGGUAUGCCGGGCCCUCAGGUACCAGCCGGGCCCUCAGGUACCAGCUGGACCCUCAGGUACUAGCCGGGCCCUCAGGUACCAGCCGGGCCCUCAGAUAUUACUACAACAAACGCAUUCUGCACAAAACCAAAGGCAAACGCUUCACCUACAAGUUCAACUUCAGCAAACUGGUCCUGGUUAACUACCCCCAUGGUCUGCCCCAUGGUCUGCCCCACGGUCUGCCCCACGGUCUGCCCCAUGGUCUGCCCCAUGGUCUGCCCCACGGUCUGCCCCACGGUCUGCCCCAUGGUCUGCUCCACGGUCUGCCCCACGGUCUGUCCCAUGGUCUGCUCCACGGUCUGUCCCCUGGGCUGCCUUAUGGUCUACCCCAUGGUCUGGCUCAUGGUCUGCCCUAUGGUCUGCCCCAUGGUCUGGCUCAUGGUCUGCCCAUCUCCCCCCUCCCCCCACGUCUCAGCUCCACAGUCUCCCCCUCCCUCUCCCCCUCCCUCUCCCCCUCCCUCUCCACCUCCCUCUCCCCCUCCCUCUCCCCCUCCCUCUCCACCUCCCUCUCCCCCUCCCUCUCUGCCACGACUGCCUCCCUCCGUCUACAGCCGCAGCUGCCCUGGGACAGAGCUCUGACACUCCUGCUGAAUCGACACACAUGA
Molecule: messenger RNA, 1074 nt
Organism: Knipowitschia caucasica
Lineage: Eukaryota; Metazoa; Chordata; Actinopteri; Gobiiformes; Gobiidae
Source: the annotation of a GenBank genome assembly